UCAUUUUCCAAAGCUCUAUGUGGGAUUAAGAGGUCCCACAUCUCUCUUCCCCCGCACGGGAGGAACGAAGCACUAGACCCGGGCCGCAGACCCAGGAACGCUCAAUGGAGCCCGAAAGUGAGCACAUGAGCAUUUUUAAAACCUGUUGGGGGGCUUUGGUGACCAACAAAAAAGAAAUGUGAAAGAGCUUUGAAAAAUGAAAAACAAUACUCCUAAAGAAAGCGAUGAAUCUUCUAGUGUUUUCCUGCUGCACUGACAGUGGCUGCUGCUCAGAUAACAGUCUCGAGGACCAUUUACAGACUGUACUAAUAUCUCCAAACAACACCAAGACUAUCGCUCAAAGAAGAUUUGAAACUGUUUGCAAAUUCCACCAGACAGAAGCUCUAAAUAAUGAAAGUGAACCAUUUCAAAAUGAUGGUGAACAGUUAUCCUCUACAAGGCAAGCAGUACCACAAAGCCCAUUUUGUGGUUCUGCCAAUCACAGCAGAGUAAAAAAGGAAGAAAAUCCAGAGCAAAAUGACACAUUGAUAUUUUUUAUCAAAAAAGAUGUGCGUACUGAAGAAACUCUGGCAAACUCUCCCAAUAGUUCACUUCUGAAGGUCUAUGAUGAAUUUGCAUUGCCUCUCCCAAUAACAGAAGAAUCAUUGCUUGACAGCAUUAUUAAGGACACCUCCCUAAACCUCACGAAGACCUCGAGCUUCUUGUAUGAGAAUAACAUGUGCACAGAGGUUGGGGAAUCACUUCUUAAAGAAGGGCUUGACCAGACUGCUAUUCAUAAAGCCAAGAUUGAUGCUGAGCAAUAUGUUGAACACACAAAGAACUCAGGAGAUACCAGCAUUCUACAUUUGCCAUGCCCUCUGGACAAAAACAAAGACUUUGUUCAAGAUCUGAUGCAGUCAAAUAGAUGUGACCGAAAAAACAGAAUGAGUAACAUUGUUUGUCGUCAGUUAGAUGGGGAAAAUCACAGCUAUUGCCUUCAAAUUAGAAGCGUGAGCAGUCCUUCAUUUUCAUCAAAUGUUUUUGUUAAUCCAAGGGAAUCCCAGAAUGCUAGGGAGGCUCCUGAGAAGUCAAACAUUUGUCCAAAGGAAGUAAGGACAGAGUCUCCAAACCACCAUGAGAAUUUCCUGACUUAUUUCACUGACACCAGUACUUGGAGUGAGGCAUCUAUAGAGGACUUCAAUCCCCAAGAUACAAAGCAUGGUUCUGAAAGUUUGCAGCCCCUGGAGGAAACCCAUAUAGAUUUGAAUGAUGUCAUAAAUUCGUUAAAACAAGAUAACCAUAAGCAGCAAAGUAAAAUAACAGAACUAGAGUGUAGUAACUUCUAUUUAGAGAAUAAUGUCAAAGAGCUACAAAUGAAAAUUUCCAAACAACAGGUUUUUGUUGACAUCAUAAAUAAACUGAAGAAGAAUGUUGAAGAGCUUAUUGAAGACAAGUACAGGGUUAUCCUAGAAAAAAAUGAUAUUGAAAACUCCUUGAAGAAUUUGCAGAAGGUUUCGACUGAAAUACAAAAACAGCUUGAGGAAUCUAUGCUGGAAAAGAACACUUUAAUAUUAGAGCUUAAAAAGAUGAAAAAAGAUUAUGGUCUUCUUCAGGAGAAGCAUAAGAAUGAGUUAGAGCUAAAGAAUAAGUCCAUAAAUUUUUUUUUAGAAAUGGACAAAACCUUAAACAAGAAAGAGGAAGAAAUAGGGAGGUUACAAAGUCUCAGAGGAGAACUGGAGAAAGCAACUUCCACUAGGGAAUUACUCCAAGUAGAAUUCCAGAGACGUGAGGAAGUCAAGACGCAGGAACGGCAGGAGUUGAAGUCCAAUCUUGGCAAAUUGGUUGCUCAAGUUAAAGUUUUGCAGUCAAGUUCUGAAAAUGAAAGGGCUAAGAAUGCCAAGUUACAGCAGCAGAUCAAUGAGGUAAAAAAUGAGAAUACAAAAUUUCAGCAGCAAAUUGCAGAGAGUGAGGAGCAAAAUUAUAACUGGAAACUUGAAACAGUUCAGUGGAAGCAACAGCUGGAAGAAAUAAUGAAAUCAAACAUUGCAAAGAAGGAAGUAUUAAAGAAAAAAGAAAGAGAGCUGGAGUGGAAGAUACGCAUGUUGGGGAGGUUUCUGCAGGACAUGAAGACAAUGCAUUCAAAUUUGUUCCUGGACUGCCCGCCUUUUGAAGAAGAGAGUUUAAAUUCACCACAUAUGAAAAAAACUUCUCAGUUUGUAUCGAAGAUGCACAAUUUAAUGGCUCUGAUGAUGGGACUGCUUACCUGUGAGGAUACAGAUAGUCCUGAUAAUGAACAUUUGCAGGACAGUGAGAAUAUUUACGAAAAAAUGAAGCGUUUCAACUCUGAGAAAAAAAGUUUGGAAAAAGAGCUACUGAAACAUAAGGAAAGAAUCGCAACCUUUAGGGAGUUAAUUGCUAAUGAAAAAAUUUCUCAAGAAAAUGUUUUUGAGGGCAGAGACACUGAUUUAGAAGAACUCGAAAAUUAUACGAACGUGCCUGACUUAUUAGGCACCAAAUUAAAUCAGUACCAUGAUCUAAAUGAAGAGCUUAAUUCCCUGUCUCCAGGCCUGAGGUGGGAGAAAAAGCUGCAAGCAAAGUACCUCCAGGAUCUACUGAGAGGCCGAGGCUGAAUAUGGGGACUUUAUUAGAAGCAAACAUGGAAGGAUCAAAUGGAGUCUGAAGAGAAGAGGAUUGUGGUUUGGGUAGGAGACUGACGUGUUUCACUUUAAGGCUGCCAAGUUGCCAUAAUCUGUCAAACUCGGUUUCUUUGCAAAGAUGAGCAUGAUUUUUAUAAAAGCCUGGCAGUGUCAUGCCUGCAUAGUCUUCCAGCUGGUUCUCACUGGACUGGCACCUGAAUGGCUCCCUGACACCAGCCAUAGCAUCCUCUCCAGGCCAGUGGUCUCCACACACCCCCAUCCCCCAUGCAUAUCUUUACUUAUUCAUAAAUUACAUACAUGUACUAAUACUUAAAUACAUUGCAAAACAAAAAUGGAAAGAAUGAGAUAAAGAUUAAGUAUUUAAUCCUAGAGUAAUAUGAGUUGAUUUUAUCCCCACUAAAGGUCAGGUCUGCUACAUUCCCUUCCCCCACCUCCAGAGUUCUUUAGUACCUUUAAGGAGUUGGGAAGAUUUCUUAACUAUUGGUUUGAGCCCACAUCAAUUAUAUCACUACCCUAUUUUUAGAGACCCAAUGAUUAGUAUUUCAGUUCCAUUUAGCCACCUAAAAUCAUAUCAGAUUUUAUAAAGGAAUAUUUACUUAAAAGAUAUAGCAGGAACAAACAUAUAAAAGUUUCUUUCUGUACCUCAAGGGCAAAUACUCCCCUCCAUACACAACAAUUGCACCUCAGUCUCUGAGAGGGGAAGAAAACUAGGCUUACAGUUUAGUUCAGUUCCUAUAUAGCAUUAAUCCCACAAAGUUCACAUCCAAAGUCAGUACUACAGGGCAGCUAGGUGGCACAAUGGAUAGAACACGAGCCCUGAA
Molecule: messenger RNA, 3457 nt
Organism: Vombatus ursinus (common wombat)
Lineage: Eukaryota; Metazoa; Chordata; Mammalia; Diprotodontia; Vombatidae
Gene: CAGE1
Product: cancer antigen 1
Exons: 11
Coding region: 225-2609 (794 amino acids)
Source: RefSeq, a predicted model, not a curated record